AUGUUUCUACCUCCUACAACUGCGCUUGGAGCAGGAUUAUAUUCACUCAGCUUGUAUGGUGGGCUGAUAGUAUUUGGUGGUUUCCUGUUGUAUGAUACACAAGCAAUAAUCAAGCGAGCAGAAAUGCAUCCCACUUAUGCAUUACAGCCAUAUGACCCAAUAAAUUCGGCCAUUUCAGUAUACCUGGACGUUCUGAACAUCUUUAUCAGGAUUGCUAUGAUCCUAUCAGGCUCUGGAGGAAACAGGAGAAAGUAA
Parnassius apollo (apollo) is the source of this 255-nucleotide messenger RNA. Lineage: Eukaryota; Metazoa; Arthropoda; Insecta; Lepidoptera; Papilionidae. The record is from the annotation of a GenBank genome assembly.